Molecule: messenger RNA, 779 nt
Organism: Triplophysa dalaica
Lineage: Eukaryota; Metazoa; Chordata; Actinopteri; Cypriniformes; Nemacheilidae
Product: leukocyte cell-derived chemotaxin-2-like
Exons: 5
Coding region: 86-574 (162 amino acids)
Source: RefSeq, a predicted model, not a curated record
GAAAACUCAGAAUUCAGUGAUCGGAACAGACUGAGGACGACACAGAAGACAAGGAAUUUCUGGUUACACAAGAUCUUAAAGAACCAUGAAGCUCUAUAUUCUUUGUGGUGUUCUGUUUUUGGCAGUGCUUGGGUACAGCCCUGCAGAUGCCAAUACAGUUAAAUUCGGAUCCCUCUGCUGUGGCAACCCAAACAACAAUAAAAGAGGAUGUGAUGUUAAGGGCUGUGGAUACUUCGGAGCCCCCCGGAAUGGCAAAAAGGGUGUCAAACAAAAACACGGGGGUCUUGACAUUGAAUGUGAAGAUGGAUCUACCAUUAAUGCACCAUUCGAUGUGACGUUAAAUGGAAAGUCUGCUCCAUACGGAAACAGUAAUGCUAUUGAUAAUGGCAUAAAACUGAAUGGAGAAGGACUUUGCUUCAAGCUCUUCUAUGUUAAGCCGGACAAGUACUAUGGGAGUCUGAAGAAAGGCGAGAAGAUCGGAACACUCCUUCCAAUGCAGAAGGUUUAUCCUGGAAUCACCUCCCACGUUCAUGUGCAGAUGUGUGACAAAUCAGAUCCCACCAAAUACUUCUAAUAUGCUGUGAAAGAUGACCUUUAUUCUCACAUCUCUAAGGGUCCCUUUUUUAAUUUUUGUAGUUUUUCUUUGCAUGCUAAAAAUCAAUGAAAACAUUUUUUUUUUAUUUGUUCUACUAACAAUUCACAACAUAAUUGCAUGGCUUCAGUUGCUUGACAUCCUUUACCUAAUGCGUUUCUGUUUAAAAAAUAAAGUUUAAAGUUCA